Molecule: messenger RNA, 728 nt
Organism: Magallana angulata
Lineage: Eukaryota; Metazoa; Mollusca; Bivalvia; Ostreida; Ostreidae
Product: putative nuclease HARBI1
Exons: 2
Coding region: 94-702 (202 amino acids)
Source: RefSeq, a predicted model, not a curated record
AUCUGAUGAGCAAAUCGAAAGUUAAAAAAUAUGUAUAAAUAUUGAAUUAAAUAUGUUGUACAAGUGUUUAUCAACACAAUACAGAAAAUCAGAAUGUCAGAAUUUGUUAAACAUUAUAGAACACACCGUACUCAAAAAUGUUUGCAUUGUAAUCACAUUUCUCUACAUAAAACAAUAUCUUUGUACAUGUCGAUGGUGUGUGACCCUAACUUUAGAAUAACUUCCCUUUGUGCCAGAUGGCCAGGAUCCUGCCAUGGCUCAAGAAUUUGGAGAACAUCAUCUCUUUGUCAGCAGUUUGAAAAUGGAAUGCAUGAUGGUCUACUACUGGGUGACUCUGGCUACCCCCUAACCAGAUAUUUGAUGACCCCCUAUCUAGCACCACGGACCCCUGCUGAGGAGAGAUUUAAUGCCAGCUUGUGUCGCACACGUGUUCUGAUUGAACAGACUUUUGGAAUAUUGAAGAGAAAGUUCCAAUCGCUUCAUUUUGGACUGAGGACAUGCCCAGACCAAGCAGUAGAAUACAUAACUGCUACCUGUAUCCUACACAACAUCGCCAUAGACAGACAGGACACUCAAGUCAGUUACAACAUUUGCGACCUAAAUAUCAGGGACUGUCAGCCUCAGCUCCUGCAGGACCCUGCAGCACCUGCCAGGAAUGAUGGAGUCUUGAAGAGAGCUGCCAUCACCAAUGGAUUUUUCUGAGCCACUUUCAGGCUAUGUACCAUAAU